Messenger RNA from Brassicogethes aeneus, 7428 nucleotides. The record is from the annotation of a GenBank genome assembly. Lineage: Eukaryota; Metazoa; Arthropoda; Insecta; Coleoptera; Nitidulidae.
CAUGUCCGCUUGUACGUCAUUUUUGUUUGUUUAUGUUAGAAAAUGAUUUUAAAAGUAACUAUUUACAUGAAAUAUAAAUAAAAAUGUACGAAAUAAUAUACACCCAUAUGCCAUCCACGUAAAACGAAAAGGUUUUGAUUGUGUUAUUUACUUACUAUGAAAAAGAACUGCAAAAAUGGACAUCCAUUGGAAUAUAACUUUGUUAGUUGUUUAUUUGCAAUUAUUGAGGAAUGUUUGCACCAAUUCGGAUAUUAAGUUAAUCGCUGAAAACCUCAGUCAAGACAUAAAUCUUAUUAAGAACGAAGAACUUGGUAUUCCUUUUAUAAAUAAAUUUUACAGUAAUUUUAAAUUUGCAUUGACCAGCAUUGAGGCUCACAAUGAUGUCGAAAAAAUGGCUCAAAAAUUAAAUGACAAAGUUGAGGAUAUAUUCUCAUCUCUGCAAAAUGCACAGUUAUUUCUUGAAGGGGGCCGAUCGACUGUGAAUACCAGUAUCCCGUCUAUUUUUAUACCAUGUUUACCGGAUUCUUAUGAUGCCGAUGAACAAGGUUUGUUUUCGGGGAGCAUUUUUUCAGAAAAUAACACACUUUUCAACCACUUGGAAGUGGGAUCAAUAUUACACAGGGUAAAAAAUAACAUGGGCACCAUUAAGAAUGCAGUUAAACAACAGUUUAUUAUAACAGACAAUGAACAUACUAAAAGCAAAUAUUCUCCAUUUUCUGGUUGUAAUAAUCAUGAUGAUUCUAUUGUUUGGAAUAAUUAUAUGAGUAGAAAUAAGUAUGAACAAAGAAAUGUUAUUUUAAUAUUAGACCAUGGCGGAUCUUUGAACAAGAAACAAAUAAACAUAGUGAAGUCCAUGGCCAAACAAAUAGUGAUUUCCUUACAUGAGACUGAUAGAAUAGCAAUGUUCGGUAUAUCGGAAAACAUAAGCGUCCCAGACAACACAAACGAUUGUCCCACUUACAACUCAAUUUCGAAACCUGCAAACGUGACAUCAAACCUAAAAUACAGCGACUCGACAUACAAGCAUUUGUUGAACAAAUUCAUCGACUCGUUGGUGCGAGGUAGCGGCGCUACAAAUCACACCAUGGGUAUGGAGACGGCUCUAAAAAUAAUACAAAACGAGUCUGGCAAAUUGAAGAACAAAACCGUCAUGGUGCUUUAUAUAAGCAGGGGGUUGCUGUCCUCCUUGAUGGAGCCGAAAAUAGUUUUGGAGGUGAUAGCGAGGUAUUCGGAGAAUAUUACUACCUCCAUGAUAAUCCACACGUGCGCUGUUAUAGACGAAUCAAAAUCGAUUUUGUACGAGACGGAUUUUUUGAGAGAUAUAGCCGAACAAAAUUACGAGAAAUAUAAUCAUUCCUAUAAAACUUUGAGGAGGGUUAAGCCUGGUUUUAUGCUGGCUAUAAACUCUACUGAUAGCGUGGGAUUUGCCCUAAGUGUGUUUUACAAUAUUUUUAACAAAAGGAGGGACUUUAAUACUGAGAAGAAAAUAUCUUUGCCCGACUGGGAUAGUACUAGCAGAGAUUUGACUGUGUCUUUUUCGACUGGUUUUUACAAACACAGGCAAUUUUCGAUGAUAGCAGCGGAUGUGUAUUUUUCCAACAUAGCGGAAGACGUUACUUAUUACAGUAGCAAUCAAAAAAAUUCGUACGCCUUUCUUGUGGAUACCACAGGGCUUGUUUUAAUGCACCCGUCAUAUCCGCGACCUUCGACUGUACACCACAAACUUACCUUUGUUGAUAUAAGCAAACUUGAAAAAGUUAAGGACGUGCAAGUUUUUAAGUAUAAACUUUUAAGUGAAGUGAAGGGUUUGCACGAAACUACAGACACGAAUGGCACCAGUGUGGUUAAAUAUUAUUGGAGAAGAAUCGGAGAUUGGUAUAUUAUUUGCAUAGCUGUUAACAACCAAUACAACUUAAGACCGUUUAAGUCGAUGUUAUUUCCAAGUGCUUCCAAUGCUAAAUUAUUUUAUCAAAACUUGGACAGGGUGGAUGACUAUAAACUUUGCAAGCAUCUGAAUCAAUUAGCUACAAAAGAUGCAUCGUCUUUAUACUUGAGCUUGUCGUGCUUCAAGUCUCCGUUCUACGCGCUAAAAACCAGCCAGGAAAAAUUGAUAUCUCAAGGUUACCUGGCUUACCUGAAGGACGACACGAGACUGCUGGUGAACCCCGGCUUGAAAGACGAGGUGCGCGACGAGGUGGUCGCGCUAGCGCACAUCAUCGAGUUCAUGCGCAAGCAGCACUUGACCUCGAUGCUGUCCAAGUACGUGGUGCGCAGAUACGCGACGUCGUACAGCGGAGUGCUGCAGAUGUUCCCCGGCAGCAUUUUAGGGCCGGGUUUGGAGCCGACGAAGCGCCCGUGGUUUUUGCGCGCGAUCCAGCACCAGGACCGGGUGGUCUUUAUUCCGCCUUACUUGGACGGCGGCGGCGCAGGUUACAUAGUCACGAUGGCGUACGCUACCGCGCAGACCGUCGCGGCGCUUGAUGUUACGUACGGUUACGUGUACAAGAUGAUUUUGGAGUACAUGCCGUUUUGUUUGGAGGAAAAGGUGACGUGUUUUUUGAUGGACGAUCAGGGUUAUUUGAUUUAUCAUCCGAAUUUGAUGCAGCUGAACGAGGCGAAGCCGAUCGAACAAAAACACAUCGUUCAUAAGGAGUCGCUGGUGGCGAACGAUAUUUUGAAUCACAAGCAUUUUAUACGGAAGCUGUUGUGCAAUAAUUAUGGGAACAGUACCAUACAGAGGUACUAUAGACUGAAUACGAGCUUUAGCGAUGUCUUGGCGAAUUUUGUGCCGGGAGAGCAUUGCGUUACCUACCGAAUUACUACAGUGCCAAAUACGAAUAUAUUUGUGGGUAUCGUGAACGCCACUUGCGAUGUAGUUGCCACUUUUUGUCCUUGUAGCGUGGUCGACAGGUUAUGCUUGAAUUGUAAUAGGAUGGAGCAAAAGGAAUGCGAGUGUCCUUGCGAGUGCCCCUUGAACACGAACGCACAAACGUGCAAUGCGAAUAUAACCGACAAUAAUCCAUGUAUGUGGUACACGGAGGAUGUGUCUCAAGAGCCGCCUUUCAUAGAGGAAACCGACCGGAAUUUGGACAGCUGUUUCCCCGUCAACUGUCAAGCGGAAGAAACCUACCUGGAUUGUCUGGGUUUGACCGGAUGCGAGUGGUGCAAAUUCGACACCGAUGGCAAUUACCUGCGUAAACCGUUUUGUUCUUCCUUAUCGACAUGUUUUAACGGCGUUUUCGGUUCGGCCACGCCCUACAAAGACAACACGAUUAUACUGCCCGAUAACGCGAACUCCGACUUGAACCCCAUCGGCCCCAUACUGGGCUCGAUCAUAGCCAUGUGCAUUCUCUUCGUACUUUUGUUCGUGUGCUACCGUUCGUACACGACGCCGUCCACCGAGCGCUUGUACUUAUCGUCGACGCAAGACAAUCAGCUGCGCAUGAGCGAUCUCAACGUGAACGACAACUACCACGAUCUGGGCAACCACCGCGACAAGUUGCUGCAGGAAGACCGGCCCGAUCCGGUUUCGCCUUACUGCGUGGCCAGCACGUACAGGCGCGCCGCCACCGCGGCGGACUCCGAUCACGGUUACUCGACCAUGACGCCGCACGACGAGAGCGAGCACUUGUCGCUGGCGCCGGUGGAGGGCGACUCUCAGGAAGACGACUUCGGCUCCGACAACGCCUCGGUGCGCACCAGCGUCAGCGUGCCCGGUAAACAUCACGCGUCUCCGCCGUGUUUCACCAGAAUCCCCAACAAAAAUUCCAUUAUAGUUCCGGUCACUGUUCACAGAAACAUGGAGGCGUCGUGACAAAAGUUCACGUAAUCCUAAAGACUGCCGCUAUUUUCAUUAAUUAGGAGGUUGAUUUAUUAAUACCAGUGUAGCUACUUAUUUUUUUAAGUUUGAGCUUUAAACGCACUAAUUCGUUUAUCGUGCAAUUAUUUAACUGUUUUUAAAUCUAUGUAUAUACUGCCUUAUACAGUGUAAUGUUACUUAAUUAUGCCAUAUAUUAACUACUUUUAAUACAGUAUUAUUUUUUACAAUAUUUAUUGAUGUGUAAACAUUAAGGUGAUUCGUUUUAAAGGAGGUAAGGUAGAAAUUUUGGGCCGCCAAUAUGCUUGCACAGUGGGCAAUAAUCCACAUUCAUUAAAACUUUACAUUCGUGUUAUCAUUGAUUACUUUGUUGAUAAUUGUUUUUAAAAGUAAAAAAAAAAAUGAUAUAUACGAAGGUCAGUGACAUCCAGUAGCUCCCUGGUUUUGUCAAAAAUUUCAUAUUUUUUUUAUUAAUGCAAAAAUGGAAAAACUUUCUUGUUUUGGCAUGUACUAUCAUCUCCUCAAAAGAUGACAAUUUAUUAGGUGACACCCUGUAUAUUUAGACCUGUAUUUUACAAUUUACGGCAAAACGGUUAAAGUUACAGGUAAAAAGUUAAAGCGGGUUUAUACAACAAUUCAUAAUUUAGUGGGCAAUUUAUUUCAUAAUUGUUAAUUUAAUGCAUAAUUUAAUAUAUAUUUUAUUUUUUCAAAUGACAAUAUUGAUAAUUAAAAGUGACAAAUAACACAAAAUCUCUCAUUAAAACUCAUGUUUUGUAGGAACUUUGUGGUAUUUUUAAGGCACAAACACAAAACACAAUAAUUAUUAAUUAUAACCUUAAAAAUGGAGAGAAAAAUUGUUGGCACAUGCGCUGUUUCAUAAUUCAUAAUUUAUUUCAUAAAAGUUAAAUUUUAUGAACUUUUAAGGUUAUUCAAUAAACACUAAAUUGUGAGUUAUGGAUUAAAUCGUUGUAUAAACUGUUUCAUAGCAGAUAUUGCGAUUUUAUGCUUAUGCACUAAAUUGUGAAUUAUGAAAUAAAUUAAUGAUAUGAAGUUGUAUAAACCCGCCAUAAUAAACAUUAAAUUGUGAGUUAGGGAUUAAAUCGUUGUAUAAAGUGUUUCAUAGCAGAUAGUACGAUUUAACUUUUAUGCUUAUACACUAAAUUGUGAAUUAUGAAAUAAAUUAAUGAUAUGAAGUUGUAUCAACCCGCCAUUAGGAAGAUUUUAUAGGAUUUCCUAUAAAAAAGUCCUUUGCAAUAAUGUAAUAAAAUGUAUAGUUUAAAAGAUAUAGAAGAGCAUUUAUUUAUUAAUUAAUUUUCUACAAAAAUAGUUUUAUGUAUUAAUGAAAUAAAAUGUUUAGUUUGGAACUAAUUAUUUUUAUCGAAAUUUUACCCUUAAUUUAUCAAAUGCCCUGUAUCUUUUUUUAAACUAUGCAUUUUAUUGUAUUAAUGCAUGGAAUCUUUUUUGUAAGAAAUUAAAUUUUCCAUAAAAAUCUUGUUUACCUUUUACCUGUAACUUUAACCGUUUUGCCGUAAAAAGUACUUCUGUUUUUUUUAUUAAAAAUAUAGGUGUAAAUAGUAGUACCGUAAAAAACCGCCAAGCUAUAGGAAAUUGAAAAAAAAUCCUUAAUUUUCCAUGUUAAUUAAAUGGAAAAACUUUAAAAUCAAAAUAAAAGUAAGAUUAAAGGCAUUUUUUAUCGAUAUUUUGCUUUAAAAUAAAUCACCCUAGUAUACAUCUAUUUUUUUACUAAACGCAUGAUUACUAUUUAUAUUAACGUCGUACACUUGCCAUUUAAUUGUAAUUGUUUAGUAAACAUAUAAAGUUGUUAUUAGUCCUAUUUAUUUGUAUUUGUGAAAUUAUGUUAGGAAGUAUAAAAUGUACUUAAAAUUUUAAGGAAUUGAAAUUAGGUUUUCCAUAAUGUGGCAUUUAGAAUUUUUGUACCUGUACAUUUUUAAAGUAUGACUCAAACUGUUUACAAAUAAAUAAUGAUUUUGUAUUUUUUUAUCAUUUAUUUAAAAACCUUUUUUAAAAAUAUUUUCAAUGUUUUACAAUAAUAAAUUAAUAAUUUUAAAAUAUGAAAGCAAUACUUUUAUUAUUUACAAAAGUUGAUAAUAAAGGCAUAAUGAGAUGUAUAAUUUAAAUACAUAUAUACACAGUGAAUUAAUGUACAAAAUGGGAAAAAAACUAUUUAUUCUUACUCUUAGUAACUUGAUCUACAAGCUUUUGGUGGCUUAAAACUUCCUGAGUGAGGGCUUCAGAUAAUUUGUCUGGGGUAGGUUCAAAUUUCAAGAAGUCGGCUAUCAAAUAUUUCGGAUUUUUGCCGCCCCCAUGGGCCAAACACUCCCUUCGAUAAAUCUCGCCUUUGGACCUAUCAAAAGGAUCCUUUUCGAAGUAGGUCUGCCAAAUCCAGUAGGCCAAAGCCCUUGACACCAAGUAGGAAUAAUAUUUGGCCCCGUACCCCACCAAAUGACUGAACCUCAGCUGCCAAGUCGUGUUGAGCACGUAUGGUAAACUGUAGUACCUUUGCUGGGUCUUGGCCAAAACAUCAGUGGUGCUACCCUUCAUCGGAUGCUCACCGUGAUAAACUUGGUCCAGAGCGGCGUAGAAAAUCUGCAACUGCGUCUCGCUGGCGGUGUACAAGUGCUUCGACGCGCACAACCUCUGCAACAUUUCGUCAGGCAUCGGCUCUUGCGUUUGGAAAUGCCUGGCGAACUUUUUGAGCACGCGCAUGUCGGAAGCGAAGUACUCCAUGAGCACCGACGGCACUUCGGCGAAGUCCGUGCUGCACCGCGUGCCCGUAACGUGCUGGUACUCGGUCCUGGCCAGCAUCGAGUGCAUCGCGUGCCCCAUCUCGUGGAAAAGAUUGUCGACCAUGUUGGGGGUGAGCAGCGAAGGGCUGGACCACCGCGGCACCGGCAAAUUCAGCAUUAGAACGACUAUAGGCAGUUGAUAGGUUUGGUCCGGCAGACUUCGUCCACCUCUAAUCGUAAAGUGACAGUCUUGCUUUGGUUUUCCAGUUCUCUCGUAAAAAUCGCAGUAGAUAUACCCCAGUAAACCUUCAGUUUCGUGUAUCACAGAUAGCUUAUACACAUCCGGAUACCAGCAUUCGCCAGGUGCUGUUUCCGUGUUGACCAACUCAAUCCCAAAUAGAUUCUUGAAGAGCAUACUCAAACCCUCCAUACAUCCACCGAGCGAAAAGUACGGACUAAAUUCUUUAUCGGUAACUCUGAACAAAUCUCUUUUGGCUUUCUGCGUGUAAUAGGGAACAUCCCAAGCUUGUAUUUGCGAUGCGCCAGGAUUUUCCUUCUUUUUCAUCGCAUCCAUAGCUUGGAAAUCCUUGAUGGCCUCAUUCCAGAGAUCCUUGGUCAAAUUAUCCAAAAAAGUCGUCACAUGUUGAGGCUCAUCCAACGUGCUCCCCCUUAAAGCCCUUUGCGAAUAAGUACUAAAACCCGCUAUCUUAGCCAGCUCAUCUCUAGCCUGGAGAAGGUGUUUUAAAAUAAUCUCCUGGUCAGGAUCCGGAUGAAGAAAUAUCCUAUAAGCCACUUCUCUUGCCACGGGAUUCACAGAGUCGGUAUACAACCCUGAGACGUACACAUCAUCUCCAUCAGAAGUAA